This is a messenger RNA of Arachis stenosperma, 1500 nucleotides long. RefSeq names its product sec14 cytosolic factor. The coding region runs from base 395 to 1159 and encodes 254 amino acids. The transcript is spliced from 6 exons. Lineage: Eukaryota; Viridiplantae; Streptophyta; Magnoliopsida; Fabales; Fabaceae. The record is from RefSeq and is a predicted model, not a curated record.
ACCAUCUGAUAAUUCCCCGCAACAGUAAGAGUUGCUCUUAUAUCUCCACGGCGCUUUUACCUUUUUGCCAAACCGAAAAUUCAAAAAGUUUGACGUCAACCCCCAUGUGUACACUCUUCAACUUCACAUGUUUCGUUUCAAGUAGGCAACUCCAUUCUUCCACUUCAUAGCAGUAUGGGCAACUUCGGAACCCCUUCAUUUAUGGAGCUUCUAUUGUUCAACUUUCCCGUAUCAGCCCCUUUCCACAUUUGGCAAUAGUCACUUUCAUAUGCCAAUUCCACAUACUCCCCUUUUCUUUCUUGCCUGAUUUCUCUGCCGUUUUGUCAACGCGUCUUCGUUUCUUUCUUUCUUUUUCCUCCGAAAACUGGUUCUGGUGUCAGUUUUGGGUCAUUUGAUGGAGCCCCAAAUGGAUGAGAAAAGAGAUAUUGAACUGACCGAGAUGAGGAAAUCUGUUGAGAAGCAUGGCUCUACUGCAGAGGGGUAUAGUGACACCACGCUGAUGAGGUUCUUGAUUGCUCGCUCAAUGGAUGAGGAUAAAGCUGCAAAGAUGUUUGUGCAAUGGCGGAAAUGGAGGACAGCCAUGGUUCCUAAUGGAUCCAUUCCAGAAUCCGAAGUUCCAGAUGAGUUGGAAGCUAGAAAGAUCUAUUUGCAGGGCUUGUCUCAGGGUAAAUACCCUGUCAUGAUUGUCCUCACAAGAAACCAUUUCCCUGCCAAGGAUCAGAUCCAGUUCAAAAAAUUUGUUGUAUAUCUUCUGGACAAGACAAUUGCAAGUGGUUUCAAAGGAAGGGAGAUGGGUAACGAAAAGUUGAUUGGAAUUCUUGAUCUGCAGAAUAUUUCAUAUAAAAACGUAGAUGCACGUGCAUUAAUCACUGGAUUUCAGUUUUUACAGGCUUAUUACCCUGAACGAUUGUACAAGUGCUACCUCUUACACAUGCCGUGGUUUUUUGUUAGCGUUUGGAGACUAGUUUCUCGCUUUCUCGAGAAGGCAACACUAGAAAAGAUUGUAAUCGUUAGCAAUGACGAUGAGGAAAGGGCAUUUAUAAGAGAGGUCGGUGAAGACGUUCUUCCUGAAGAAUAUGGUGGGAAAGCAAAACUUGUAGCUAUCCAAGAUUUUCAAUUGACGCCGCCAUCGGAAGAUGGGCCAGCAAGUUCAUUAUAAGAGAUUCUAUGUAUCAUAUUCAUAAUCAUAUCUCAUAAGAGAAUUGUAGGUUUAUGUGAGAAUGUACUUUUUAACCAUUGGAUUGAAUUGGAUGGUUUAUUGUGUGGUUGGUUUGCGUUUUCAUUGUUUGGUUUCAUUUUCAGUGUUUUCUGUUUUUUGAAUUUUGAGAACGAAAAAGUAAAAUCUGUGAAAACAAUAAAAUUCUGUUUUUGCAACCUGUUUUUACUUUUUCUUUAACAAAAUCCAAAAAUAGAAAAUACUGAAAAUAAAAACAGAAAAUGAAAAUGAAACUAAACGCCCUUAAAUUCUCAAAAGUAUCUCUAUGGAAUAAUUGCAACUCA